Molecule: messenger RNA, 2618 nt
Organism: Atta colombica
Lineage: Eukaryota; Metazoa; Arthropoda; Insecta; Hymenoptera; Formicidae
Product: dnaJ homolog subfamily C member 11
Exons: 8
Coding region: 79-1764 (561 amino acids)
Biological process (GO): cristae formation
Source: RefSeq, a predicted model, not a curated record
GAAAGAAACGGUGAGAAGCGGGUCGCUCGAGCUUACUGGAGAUCUGUCGGCGCGCGUGCGAAAUUCGCGGUUUUUAAAAUGGACGACGAGACCGACCAGGAGACUACGAUCGAGGACGACUACUAUACGUUCCUGAACAUCUCGAGAAACGCUAGUCCUGAAGAUAUUAGCAAUGCAUAUCGCAGACUUAGUAGACUCUAUCAUCCAGACAAGCAUGUGGAUCCAACGCUUAAAAAAGAAGCUGAAGUUCUUUUUAAUCGCACAAAGAAAGCUUAUGAAGUGUUGAACGAUCCACAUCAAAGGGCGAUUUACGACUCACUGGGAAUCCGUGGAUUAGAGACAGAGGGAUGGGAAAUAGUACAGCGUACAAAAACGCCUCAAGAGAUUCGCGAAGAAUACGAAAGGCUGGCGAGGGAGAGAGAGGAGAGACGACUGCAGCAGCACACCAAUCCCAAAGGCACUGUAACAGUAAACAUCAAUGCCACUGAUCUUUUCAGUAAAUACGAUGAAGAUUACAGCGAUGGUUUCAGCAAUGGACUGUUUUCAUGCAUCGAAGUUAGCGGGAUGUCAUUUGCACAAUCUAUUGAAGCGCCUUUGACCCUGAGAGACACCGUAACUAUGUCCGGUCAACUAGGAACUCAAAACGGUACGGGUUCCGGGUCCAUCAAUAUCUCAGCGAAAAGGCUAGUAUCUUCAAAGGGUUGGGUCGAAGUCGAGGUCGGAGCUGGCAACGGUCCAACGUUCUCCCUCAAAGCAUUUCGCACGUUAACGAAACGAUUGUUUUGUGACGGUGCAACAAUACUGCAGUUUACGUCGCAUGGCGUGAAAGCUGGCUACGUUGGGACUCUUGCGAUGCAAUUGGAUAAACACAUGGUGGGAUACCUUACGUACAGAGCUGGCAUUCAAGACGCCAUGAGCACAAUGAUUGUAAGAGACACGUCUCAAUCGUACACGGCAUUUUCUAUACAUUUCGGACUUCUACAUUCUUUCGUCAGCCUUAACUAUACUUACAAAAUGGAAGAGAAGCAACUUAAGCUUCGUGGUAGUGUCAAAGCUGGAACAUUUGGUGCAUUUCUCGAAUACGGCGCGGAAAAGAAGGUCUCCAAGCAUAGCUCGGUCUCGGCAGCUGUACGCAUCGGCGUUCCAACUGGCGUCACGUUAAAACUUAGAUUGAGUCGCGCCUCGCAGGCGUACACGUUCCCUAUCCAUCUAUGUGACGAAGUUCUUCCAGCUCCGAUCUUUUAUGCCACUGUAGCACCUAUAAUCACUUGGACGAUCAUUAAGAAGCUCAUAAUCGAUCCCGUCGUGAAAGAGCGAACAGAGCGCGAGAAGGAGAAACAGAAAGAGAUGAACAAGUCCAGAAUGUUGGAGAAACAAAGGGAAGCCAAAGCGGCUACUGAACUAAUGAAGGAAACCGUCAGCAGGAUAAGAGCCGAGGAGGAAUCCAAGAAAGGAUUAAUCAUUACCAAAGCGUUGUAUGGUCGAUUCGUUUAUCCACAAGAUCGAGUUGCCACGGACGAAAGCGGACACAGAGACGAAAUGAUAGACGUAACGAUUCCUUUGCAAUGUUUAGUCAAGGAUUCCAAACUAAUCCUUCAUAAGGCAUCUAAGAGCCAACUACCUGGAUUUUAUGAUCCAUGUGUGGGAGAAGAUAAGCAACUUUUGGUACAGUAUCUCUUCCAUACUCAUACGCAUGAAUGCGUUAUACAAGAUGAUGCACCUCUUAGGAUACCAGUCUCAUCACACAAAGUGAAUACUACUUGACAUACAGAUUCAACAUCGAAAUCAAAAACCAGUCGUCGCAGUUCCCGUCAUUGAUUGACGUGUUACUUUGGUAUAGAUUUGUUCAUUUUUAGAGGUUUAAUUUUACAUAAAAGGCAAAACAUUAAAUGUUGAUCCUUUAAACUUUGUACAUUAAUGUCGUUUCUUCAGUAAAAUGGUAUUUUAUUAUUUGAAAAUAAUUAUAAAAAUAUUUUAAAUAUGUUACAUUUCACAGAAGUUUUGCGAAAAAAGUGUUCUAUAGAAAAAAAAUAGAUCUUCUCUUACAUAAAUAUUCAGCUGUAUUCACGAACCUUUUAAUCAUGAGCUGCACUGAGAUGUACUCAUUUUGAUCAUUGAAGUCGUAUUCCAAAUAUUUUAGAGUAAAAGUCAACCUGAACACAAAUCUAUUUACUGCCUUUAGAAAUGUAAUGAUAUACAUACAUACCACAUAAAAUAGAAAACAUAUUAUAAAUCCAAAAAUCAUAUUGAUCUUUUAAUAGUCUUCUAAAGAUCAUUAUGAAUAAAAAAUAACAAUCAGCCAUAGAAUUAUAUUACAUAUGCAUAUUAUUACAUAUUGAGAAAAACAUUUGUUAAUUAAUUGCACAACAUCGGAUUACAUCGGAGUUAAAAAUAUUAGCGUACGAUUUAUUCUUGUACAAAAUAGAUCGUUUUGACGAUAAUGUGUACAUAAUUAUAUACAUAACUUCAAAAAAUUAUGUAUAUAAUUUCUAAUCAUAUAAAACAGAUAUCUAUAUAAUCUAUUCUAUAUACCUGCAGAAAUAUAUUUGUAUGUAUAUAUAUUUACAAAUAGAGAGACUAUAAAUAGCUCGACAUUAUAUCAUGAAAUAAAUUUGCUC